AUGAGUGCCAGCCCACUCACAUCCAUCCCCUUCGACGUCUUCGAGGCGCUGACAAGGUCGGCAGCAGAUGAAGACAUCCUAGCGCUCUCCCUCACAUGCCGCAAAUUGUGGGGCUAUGCCGACGAGCACUGGCGUCGCAGUCUCGCGACUAACCCGAAUUGCCCGCCGUACCUCCUCACCUCUCUUCCCUCUUCCUCUUCAUCUUCAUCUCCGGCCUCGAGCCUAACAUCCUCGCGCCUCUACUUUGGCCUCAAACACCCCAGGGUCUACAGUUGGGGUCCCCAUGCCGAGCAGCUCCUCAAUAUCGGUGGGACGGCUGAGACGCUAUCGACCAAGACGGUGGACGCGAUAACCCCCGUGGAAUUGACGUCACGGUUCAUGCGCCAUCCCCCACUCGUGGGGAUUGCGGACGUGGGAACACGCCUCGUUGCGACAGACGCAGCUGGGUCCGUGUGGGAAUGGGACCGGAGCAGGGGGAUGCCUGGCCGCCCGACGCGGCUAUGGCUAACCGAACCCGUGGCAGAGAUCGCUACAGGACCAGGAGAGUAUGUGGUGCGCGACGUGCAAGGCAACGUGUGGGCGCUGGAAAGACAAAACCUGGGACCGCGCCGCAUUGCCAUUCUUCCAGCAACCCAGGUCGCAGCCGGAAACAGCGUCAUGGCUGCUCUCUGCGGCGGCGAGAUCUGGGUAUGGUAUGUCGAGCGCGUGCCGAUCGGUGUAUUGGACGAGGAGCGUGAUGAUCCCGUGCCGGCCAAAUUGGCGCCGCCGCCACGACGCGAAGAGUGGCGCGGAUGGAGAGCGGAUGGGGAUGGGCCGCGGACGAAUCGCGCGGCGUUCGAGAGACAAUGGGUCGAGAGGGGAGGCGAGCCUGGUCGCUGCUCCGGCAAUCUCUCCACGCCGUCCAGCCCAAGUUGUCCUACAUCCGCCUCAUCCGCCUCAUCGGACCACGACCCCGACGACGCCGAACGCAUCGUCCGCAUCGCGUGUGGAUGGAAUGACGUGGUAGCCCUCAAAGCGAACGGCGAAGUGUGGAUCUCAUGGCACUCCAGCUGGGACUUUCUAUCCCACUUUUCCCGUCCGGACAACUACGACGUAUCCAUGAACCUCUCUACGCUGGCAGUCUUCACCGCGUCGGACCCUUGGCCGCACCUAGCGACGCACAACUCACGUGGAACGAACCCGCACCCGCCACACGCCAUGUGGCUCGGUCCCAGGCCGUCUGAUCGCGUCGUCGGCCUCGCGAUGGGGCGAGACCAUUGCAUCGCCCUCAGCCAGGCGGGUAAGGUAUAUUCGUGGGGAAGUGCAGAGCGGUCGCUCCUAGGUCGGCCGGCGGGAGGAACCAACGUCGCUGCAGCCCGUAUCAUGCUCCACGACGACUGGGCCGGCGGUCGGGAAGAGCCCUUUGUCGUCGAUGUUUACCUGGCUCCGUACGUGGGGCCAUCUCGGUCUAUAUUGAGUCCCAUGCUCGGAUACAUGGGCGCUGGGAGAAAGGCCGAUGCCACUUGGACAACGCUUAAACCUGUUAACAGCUGGCUGACUGCCACCAUUAGCUCUCCAAACUUUGCAACUGUCGGCCCCAAGCUCCUCCCUUCCCUCAGACCCACUUUCUCCCAGCCCCGCACCAUGGUCGCCUCCACGCACGCCACAUUCAAGUACUUGGACCCCGCCUCCGUCCCCGACGGCGAGAAGGCGUGGAACAAGGUCGACGUCCGCGCCUCAUCCUUCAAGGACAUUGCCAUCGACCGGCCCGUCUACAAUGCGCGUGACGACGUCGACGACUUCCGCGACGUCGACCGCACCGGCUUUGCAUUCCACACCUACCCCUCCUCCGUCUCCGCCGAGACAGUCCUCGCCGACGGACCCGAACUCCGUGACGCCUACUAUGCCGAAAUUGAGGCGGCUCUUCGUGCCAAGCUGGCAACCGGGGACAAGGUGACGCGCGUUGUAAUCUUCGACCACACGAUCCGUAUCCGCGACCCCAACUCGGCCCGCCAACCCGUCCAAAGCGUACACGUCGACCAAACUCCUAAUGCGGCAAUCACCCGCGUGAAGAGGCACGUCACUGAGCCGGGAGAAGCUGAGCGACUACUCAAGGGCCGUUUCCAGCUCAUCAACGUCUGGCGGCCCCUCGAGAACCCAGCCUCGGACCACCCGCUUGGCGUGAUCGACUGGCGCACGGCCGACGAGACUGACCUCGUUGCAACCGACCUGCUGUAUCCCGUGUAUGAUGGGUAUGAUGGCGAUGACCGGGGACGUGAAGUGCGUCCUGAUGCGACCAAGCUCGCUUCGACUGAAGGAUACGAGGUGCGCGGCGAGACGUACAAUGUCCAGCCGAAUGACAAGCACCGGUUCUACUAUGUCAAGGAUAUGACUCCAGACGAGGUCAUGUUCAUCAAGUGCUUUGAUUCGGCUAGCGAGGGCGUCGCCGGAAACAAGGGCGUCGCGGGGUUCACGCCACACACAGCUUUCUCGGACCCCAACACGCCCGCAGAUGCAAAGCCGCGCAAGAGUAUCGAAGUACGCGCGCUCGUGUUCUACGAGUAG
Cutaneotrichosporon cavernicola is the source of this 2544-nucleotide messenger RNA. RefSeq lists its product as uncharacterized. The transcript is spliced from 8 exons. Bases 1 to 2544 code for a protein of 847 amino acids. The record is from RefSeq and is a predicted model, not a curated record. NCBI's taxonomy places the organism in Eukaryota, Fungi, Basidiomycota, Tremellomycetes, Trichosporonales, Trichosporonaceae. Gene Ontology annotation, molecular function: oxidoreductase activity.